Messenger RNA from Cladocopium goreaui, 1848 nucleotides. The record is from the annotation of a GenBank genome assembly. Lineage: Eukaryota; Dinophyceae; Suessiales; Symbiodiniaceae.
AUGAUCUCCCUCACGCACCAGAGAUUGCGCCGGAAGCCGUUGCACGGUGCCUCCGGGCUUUUCCCCCCUGACACCGCGCCUGGGCCUCGUGGACUCCGCGUCCAACACCUGAAAGAUGCGAAUGUGGCCGGCAGCAGCGACGCUUUCCUCUCCCAGCUCACCGCUGUUGUGAACUUGCUAGCUCAAGGAAGAGCCCCAGACUUCUUAGCCCCGGUGUUGGCCGGCGCGGGGCAUGUUGCCCUCCCCAAACCUCAGGGCGGGGUUCGGCCAAUAGCAGUGGGGGAGAUCCUGCGUAGACUGACCGGCAAGUGCCUGAUGGGCUUGGUGCGGAAUGAUGCCCAGCUGCAAUUUGAUGACUGGGCUGUUGACUCCUGCACCGGGGUCUUGGGCCGCUCCUUUUUGCAGCUGCUUUGCAACCCUUGGCUCAGGACCUUCGCAAUGCAGGGCUGGACAUCGCUGUGCACUACCUGGAUGACGGGGUCCUUGCUGGCAACCUCCACACCGUCAGUGCUGCCCUUCGCCUGGUUGAAGCGCGAGCCGCCAACAUUGGGCCGCCUGAACCUCGCCAAAUCUGAGCUGAUUGCUGUUGGUCGCUUGGACGUUGCGGCCCUCCAUUGCCAUUUUCCGGAUGCUUUGCUCCGCACCCACGCUGAUGGAAGCUGCCGCGUCGCCCGCAACUUUGAGCUCUUGGGGGCUGCCAUCGGUGAAGAUAGCUUCAUCCAUUCGCACACGGUGGAACGGGCCGCCAAAGCUGGUGACUUGCUUGACGCUUUGGGUGAGCUGGAAGACCCCCAAGUUGGAUUGCGGCUCCUGCGGGCCUGCGCUGGCUUCGCAUUGCAACCCCGCCGCCUUCGUUCCACUCCACUCCAUGCCUCCGCUGCUUUUCUGGCGUCCUGGGCAUCUGCCCUCCAGGCUGGCCCCGAGCUGGAUGUUACCUUCUGUCCCAAUGAGGCCAAGUCUUGCCCCGAAGUUGUUGAGGCCCUCGCUUGCUUCAAUUCCAAACUUGAGCCUGCGGCUAACAUCAACUUGGACGAUAUCCUUUCCAGCAAGCAACACGCCCUGUCCCAGCGGCUAGACAAUGCUGGCUGGCAGGAACAGCUCGGCAACGCUACCCCUGCUGGACGCGCAACCCUGCUCUCAGAAGCCUCCGUUGGAGGCCGAGCUUUUCUUGCUGCCAUACCUUCAGGCCGCACCCGCAUGGAACCUGCAGCCUUUAUUUCCGAGCUUCGAGCCCGACUGCAGAUCCCUGAUGCUGACACGGAUGCGUGGUGCCCGCUUUGUGAUGGGGUUUUGGACAUCCACAACUACCAUGCGGGGAUGCGUGUGGCCGGCGGCGAGCGCACUCAACGCCGGAACGGGAACGGCCGGGCCUUUUGCUUCCGCAAAGCCCUGAGGAUAGUCACAGAUGUCACAGUGCUCGCCGGCGCCCUGCCGAUGUUUUCUUGCCAGCCUUUGCUGCCUUCUGCCCUAGAUUUCGCCAUCACGGCUCAACAGCGGCAGGAGACCCUCGCCCAGGCGAGCCAGAAACCCUUGGCUGCUGCCGCGGCAUAUGCCCGGCACAAAGAAGCUCACCUUCAAAGUGCAGAGGCGUGCCGCGCACAAGGAGUCUGCUUUAUCCCCAUGGUUGCUGAAAGCACAGGUGCUUGGGAUGCUGACGCCAUGAUUUUGCUGAAGCACGUCGCCCAAGCCGUUGCAGCCCAAUCAGGGGAGGACCCAUGCAACUUGUUCCUCCCUUCUCCUCCAAGAGUUGGGGGUGGCAAUUCGUUCUUUUCGGGCUCGUGCCGCCCUGCGGCGUCGCAGCAAGGGAGUUGCUCGUUGACACUUCCCACCGUGGCAGUCAUCUUCUGA